Molecule: messenger RNA, 3285 nt
Organism: Fusarium fujikuroi IMI 58289
Lineage: Eukaryota; Fungi; Ascomycota; Sordariomycetes; Hypocreales; Nectriaceae
Product: probable valine--tRNA ligase
Exons: 5
Coding region: 1-3285 (1094 amino acids)
Biological process (GO): valyl-tRNA aminoacylation
Cellular component (GO): cytoplasm; cytosol
Molecular function (GO): ATP binding; valine-tRNA ligase activity; aminoacyl-tRNA deacylase activity
Source: RefSeq, a predicted model, not a curated record
AUGGCGACCAACAGUGGGCGAGGAAACCCAAUCGCCGCCAGCGAGGGCAUCCAGGACGCUACCAGCACUCCUCCAGCCGUUCCCGCCGCGGAGAAGAAGGAGAUUGUCGAGUCUGCCACCGGUGCGCACGCUACAGGUCAAGAUGCCGGCGCAGCAGCCGCAGCCGGUGCGCCCAAGGUGAAGACUGAGAAGGAGUUGGAGAAGGAACGAAAGAAGGCCGAGAAACAGGCCAAGUUCGAAGCAAAGAAGCAAAAGGCCGCUGCCACCGCCCCCAAAGCUGUCAAAGAAAAGAAGCCUAAGGAAAAGAAGGUCGAGGAGGAGCCUCUCCCCGAAUACGUCGAAGACACCCCGGAGGGCGAGAAGAAGCGAAUCCGGUCAUUUGAAGACCCCCAUUUUAAAGCCUACAACCCCAUUGCGGUCGAGUCUGCAUGGUAUAGCUGGUGGGAGAAGGAGGGCUUCUUCAAACCCGAGUUCAAGCCCGAUGGAAGCGUCAAGGACGAGGGCAAGUUCGUCAUCGUUCACCCUCCCCCCAAUGUCACUGGUGCUCUGCACAUGGGUCACGCACUUGGUGACUCCCUUCAGGAUCUGAUGAUUAGAUGGAACCGUAUGCAAGGCAAGACUACCCUCUGGUUGCCCGGAUGUGAUCAUGCUGGUAUCUCUACGCAGAGCGUUGUUGAGAACAUGCUUUGGAGAAAGGAGGGCAAGACAAGACAUGACCUUGGCCGUGAGGAAUUUGUUAACACCGUCUGGAAGUGGAAGGACGAAUACCAUAAGCGCAUCAACAAGGCCCUGACCAGCCUGGGAGGAUCCUUUGACUGGAGCAGAGAGGCUUUCACCAUGGACAAGAACUUGUCUGCUGCUGUUACUGAGACCUGGGUCAAGCUUCACGAGGAGGGCACUAUCUACCGAGCAAACCGACUUGUUAAUUGGUGCACCAAGCUUAACACCGCGCUUUCCAACCUCGAGGUCGUCAACAAGGAGUUGACUGGCCGUACCCUGCUCGAAGUCCCUGGUUACGACAAAAAGGUCGAGUUCGGCGUCAUUGUCCACUUCAAAUACCCCAUUGAAGGUUCCGAUGAGCUUGUCGAGGUUGCCACCACCCGUAUUGAGACUAUGCUUGGUGAUACCGGCAUUGCUGUCCACCCCAAGGACGAGAGGUACAAGCACCUCAUCGGAAAGACUGCCAUCCACCCCUUUAUCGAGGGCCGCAAGCUACCCAUCAUCGCCGACGAGUAUGUCGACAUGGAAUUCGGUACCGGUGCUGUCAAGCUUACUCCAGCUCAUGAUCCUAACGAUUUCACUCUCGGCCAGAAGCACGGUCUUGAGUUUAUCAACAUCUUGACCGACGAUGGUCUUAUGAACGAGAACACCGGCGCUUACAAGGGCCAGAAGCGAUUCGACGUCCGUUACACUAUCCAAGAUGAUCUCAAGGCCAAAGGUCUAUAUGUUGACAAGAAGGACAAUGCUAUGAAGGUCCCUCUGUGCGAAAAGUCUAAAGAUAUCAUUGAGCCUCUUCUGAAACCCCAAUGGUGGGUCCGCAUGAAGGAACUCGCUGAGCCUGCCUUGGCUGCUGUUCGAGACGGGCGCAUUAAGAUCCGACCAGAGACUGCUGAGAAGAGCUACUUCCGAUGGCUUGAGGACAUCAACGACUGGUGCAUCAGCCGGCAACUCUGGUGGGGUCACCGAUGUCCCGUCUACUACGCUAAGAUCGAGGGCGGCGCUGGAGACAUCCCUGAGGAGAAGCUCUGGUUUGCCGGCCGAACACGAGAGGAGGCUGAGGAGAAAGCUAAUGCUGCACUCCCUGGCAAGACAUAUACACUUGAGCAAGAUGAGGAUGUCCUCGACACAUGGUUCUCCUCUGGGCUCUGGCCCUUCAGCACCCUCGGCUGGCCCAACAACACCCACGACCUCCAAACUCUCUAUCCCACAGAGGUCCUCGAGACCGGUUGGGACAUCCUCUUCUUCUGGAUUGCCAGAAUGAUCAUGCUCGGUCUCAAGAUGACGGGCGAUAUCCCAUUCAAGGAGGUCUACUGCCACAGUCUUGUUCGAGAUUCUGAAGGUCGUAAGAUGAGUAAGAGUUUGGGCAACGUCGUUGAUCCCCUGGAUGUCAUCUCAGGUAUCCAGUUGCAGUCUCUCCACGACAAGCUUCUACAAGGUAACCUACACCCCAGCGAGGUUACAAAGGCCACCAAGUAUCAGAAGACUGCCUUCCCCGAGGGUAUCCCCCAGUGUGGUGCUGAUGCCCUGCGUUUCACCAUGAUUAACGCCACAACCGGUGGUGGUGAUAUCAACCUAGAUGUCAAGAUUAUCCACGGAUACCGCAAGUUCUGUAACAAGAUCUUCCAAGCUACCAAAUAUGUUCUGGGAAGUCUCCCCAAGGACUUCACUCCCUCGACGUCAGGGGUUGUCCGUGGCGAAACUCUUGCCGAGCGGUGGAUUCUUCACAAGAUGAACACCGCGGCCAAAGAGAUCAACCGUGCUCUUGAGGAUCGCGAGUUUUCAAAGUCAACAUUGAUCGUCUACCGCUACUGGUACAACGAGCUUUGCGAUGUCUACAUCGAGAACUCAAAGGCCAUCAUCCGUGACGGUACUCCAAAGGAGCGUGAGUCUGCUGUCCAGACUCUCUACACUGCUCUCGAGGCCGCUCUCGCCAUGAUUCACCCUUUCAUGCCCUUCAUCACUGAGGAGAUGUGGCAACGAAUGCCCCGACGACCUGAGGAUCAGACCAAGUCUAUCAUGGUCGCGAAGUACCCCGUCUACCACGAGAAGCUUAAUGACCCCGAGUCUGAGCGCGCUUACGAGCUUGUUCUAGGCUGCUCCAAGGCCGCUCGCUCACUGAUGGCUGAGUACGCCCUCAAGGAUGAGGCUGAGGGCAAGUGCUAUAACCCUGCCUACAACGAUACUGCUCUCACCACCGUUAAGGAGCAGUCGUCUUCUAUUAAGACCUUGAGCGGUAAGGGUAUCAAGGGAGUCGAGAUCCUCAACCCCGACGCUAAUAGACCCGCCGGGUGCGUCGCCUAUCCUGUCUCAACCGAGGCCUCCGUUUUCCUUCACGUCAAGGGCCGCGUUGACCUUGAUGCCGAGAUCGCCAAGGCGCAGAAGAAGCUCGACAAGGCAAAGAGCAACAUUCAAAAACAGGAAAAGAUUCUCAAUGACCCUGGCUACCUUGAGAAGGUCUCAGACGCCGUCCGCGAGACAGACGAGAAGAGAUUGGCAGAUGCCAAGCAAGAGCUUAACAGCUUCGAGGAGACCAUCAAGCAGUUUGAGCAGCUAAAGCUGGAGUAG